This is a messenger RNA of Podarcis muralis (Common wall lizard), 5854 nucleotides long. It is a transcript of the gene GPM6B, whose product is annotated as glycoprotein M6B. Gene Ontology annotation, biological process: negative regulation of serotonin uptake; axon development; central nervous system myelination. Gene Ontology annotation, molecular function: structural constituent of myelin sheath. The record is from RefSeq and is a predicted model, not a curated record. Gene Ontology annotation, cellular component: membrane raft; plasma membrane; myelin sheath. NCBI's taxonomy places the organism in Eukaryota, Metazoa, Chordata, Lepidosauria, Squamata, Lacertidae.
AGGAAAGUAGAGACCAUGUGAAAAAAGGGAGGCUAGCUGGGUUUAUCCCCCCCUUCACGCUCCCAUUGCAAACACACAGAGAGUGGGGAGACAAUCGAGCACAGACCUGCUAUUUUAUAACUGGGGUCUCUGACGUAUGGCUGAGUCUUUCCUGGCAGAGAUCUUUAUGGACCAGUAGGCAGAUCGAAACUAAAGCUGACACGACUUUGUGCAUUUUGGAAAGGAGCGUAAUCUACUGUAGUGAGGAACAGAGCCACUCAAUCACUGCGGCGGUAAAUAGGAGACAGAAGGGAAGGAAGAAAGAAGGAAGAGAGACUCUUUGCUGGGGGCGGGGAGCGAGAGCAUUUUUGGUGGAUGGUAUAAAGCCAGCCAUGGAAACUGCAGCGGAGGAAAAUACAGAACAAAGCCAAGAGAAAAAAGUGAUCACCAGACCAGAAAUGGAAAUUGGCAGGUACCAAUGGAUGUACAGGAAUUCAAGGCUACACCAGUACCAUCAUGUGCCAGCAUUGAGAGGCAAUGUUAGUCCUUUGGGGAUUCAAGGUUGCUUUGAAUGUUGCAUUAAGUGCCUGGGAGGAGUUCCAUAUGCUUCCCUUGUGGCAACUAUUCUCUGCUUCUCUGGGGUAGCAUUGUUCUGCGGCUGCGGUCAUGUGGCUCUCGCCGGGACCGUAUCGAUCCUCGAACAGCGUUUUUCCACAAAUGUUACUGACCAUGCUUUGUUAUCUGAAGUAAUAAAACUAAUGCAGUAUGUGAUCUAUGGCAUUGCAUCGUUUUUUUUCUUGUAUGGAAUUAUCCUGUUGGCGGAGGGCUUUUAUACAACAAGUGCUGUGAAGGAGCUGCAUGGUGAAUUCAAGACAACCAUCUGUGGCCGCUGCAUCAGUGGAAUGUUUGUUUUCCUGACCUACGUACUGGGGGUGGCCUGGCUUGGCGUCUUUGGCUUCUCGGCUGUGCCGGUCUUCAUGUUCUAUAACAUAUGGUCAACUUGCGAAGUCAUCAGAUCACUCCCAGCAAAUAUGACAGCUUCAGCGGACCAGAUCUGUGUGGAUAUCAGGCAAUACGGUAUCAUCCCUUGGAAUGCUGUGCCUGGCAAGGCAUGUGGGUCAGCAUUAGCAGAUAUGUGCAGCACCCCUGAGUUCUAUUUGUCUUACCACCUGUUCAUUGUGGCGUGUGCUGGAGCUGGUGCUACUGUCAUAGCCCUGAUACACUUCCUCAUGAUACUGUCCUCUAACUGGGCCUACUUAAAGGAUGCGAGCAAAAUGCAGGCUUACCAGGAUAUCAAAGCAAAAGAAGAACAGGAGCUUCAGGAUAUCCAGUCUCGGUCCAAAGAGCAACUCAAUUCUUACACAUAAAUGUUUGCCAGAAGAAUUUUGUAGCUCUGACAAAUCAUCAAGCAGCUGCACUGCAGAACAGAUGCAUGUCCAAGCAAAUGCAGAAGUAUAAAAACUUCACAUUCAUGCUCCUGGGCCAUGAUCAUAGGGAAAAUUUGCAGUGGAUAUCCUCCAUUCCUUUAGCACUGCGAUUGGAGGGUUUUAUGGGGGGGGGGGAGGGAGGGGAGAGAGGUUGUCUCUAGGCCACUUUAGAAAAACAUGUUACCAAGUCAAGGAUCUUUAUGGAUAUCUCUUGGCAAUUAUAAAAGAAUUAUUGAAGGAACACGCUCCUUUCAAAACAGGCUACCACAGUUGGUAUCCAGCCCUGCAAUGACUAAAAGAUUUUAAAGGCUGUAUAUAAUUACACAGAUGUAAGUAACUAAGAUUCUAGUAUGACUAGUUAUUCCCUUUCUUCUGAAUACUGAUAGUUGUGCUUAUUUGAUACGGUUUCAGGAAGUUACAAAUAAUCUUAUUCAGUCUCUGUCAAAAUUAAAACUGGAUUUUGUGGACUAAAUGCCAGAAGUGUUAUUUUCUGAGCCACUCCCUUUUUAUUGAUGCUGUAAUGAGCCACUGUUGUUCUACUGCACUUACCAGAGUAAGCUGGGCACUGUUGCCCAGAGUUUGUUUUCUUUUAAUUUUAUACCAUUUGAUGGAAUGUAGACAGACCUUUGGAUCAGGAUAAUGAUCCCCUUCUCAGAAAAUAAAUGUCAGCUUUGCCUUAAUAUUUAUUUUCUAUAAAUGUCUGAAGCAUUUAUAUAGCAGUGGGAGAUCAUUAUCAUGUAUUUUAUCAAAGCAGAAAGUGUUACCUUGUUGAAAUUAUACUGAUAUAAUUGUUUCAAGUGAGCAGAUAACAAUUUGUAGAACAUAAAAACCCAUAGCCAUACAGAGCACAGGUCAACCGCCCGUCUCAAUUUUGGUGCUCAGCACGUUUAUAGACAGUGCUUAUUUGUUUUCUCUUUUAAGAAAUUUGGUGUUCAGUAAAAUAUUGGGUGCCAUUUUAAAAGUGUUUCCCACAAAAUCUGCCUUCUAACAUUUUCAGAAACAUUCAGUGCUAGCUUGAGUACUAGUGAUGGUAUCUUUGGUGUGCUUUUUUUUAAAUAAAAAAUUAUAUAAAUGUUGGAGAAACUUUAAGUACAUCAGUGAGUUUUAAAUCAGUAAAAAAGUCAAGUCAUACAUCCAUGUUAAUGUGUGGUUUGAUUAGUUUUGAACGUUUGCUGAAUAUUAACAUGCUCCUGUAGCUCAUACAGAAGUGUAUAAAGAUAAAGGAAGCACAUGUUUCUUUAGAAAGUUUUUAAAGGAAAAAAAUAUUAAUGUGGAAAAAACUUCAGGUAUUACCUUGCAUUUGAAUUUGUUACAUGCCUAAUCUGACUUUCUUUUUAAAGAGGCAAAAUCUAUAUAGAGCAGAUAAAAAAUAGCUUAGUGUUUGUUUUUACCUGUUGCAUGAAGGAAACAAAUUUCUACAGCAAUGCAGGUGAUGUUCUUACUAGUCCAGUGUUUGCAUAAAGGUAACGGACAGUGUCUUAAAGCCUAAUUCUUUUCUAAUUCUAUGUAGCUAUUUACUGGGAGUUUUUUGAAGUUUUGUUUAAGUAGUCUAAUAUUUUUUAUGUAAAGAGCAUUAAAUUUUGCUAUGUAUAAAUUUUUGUAACCUAACCGUGAAUCAAUAUUUUCUAUCAGUGCCAAGGGCUUCCUGUAGUUAUAUCCAAGUGUUACAAUAAAUAUUUGUAGAUAAUAGAACCAAUAUUUGUGUAUGCUUAUUUUAAGAAGGUUUUGAAACAGUUGUAGCAGUAUAGACAGCCAUCCCAAAGCUAGUGUUUGGGUGACACAUAAUUGGAAGUUUUAGCAUCUACUGAAAAAUAUGGCAACCAAUGGACAUAGGAAGAUAGAUCUUUCCCUGCAUCUUAUCAAGAUGUGAUAUCCUUCAGUGCUAGGGUGCCUCUGGACUGGGUCUGACUUUCAAAAAGUGUGCACAUUAUUUGGCAUAUGGAUUUGCCACUAUUAGUUUACCUUUGGGGCAAAAAACAACAAUAGUGUAUUUCACAGUUCAGGUUUGAUACAGUUUGACAUAAACAUAAAUUUGUUAGUUUCUAGCUCUUAAGAAAUGAGAGCAGUCAAAUUAGCAAACACAGAUAUGCAAAAGUGUUUUGAAAGAUGCUCAUCUGCAAGGGCCUGUUCUCAGUAAUUGAUUUUGAAUCAGAGUACUAUUUGCUCAAAUUUGUCUUAGGAGAACUGCCUGAGGCAUGCCUGGCGUCUCUCAUAAGCUCACUGCAAAACUUUCCCAUUUAUAGUAUGUUUCAUUAUUUUAAUGCAGUGUGGUCAAACUACAUGAAGCCAGGAUAUAUUUCAACUUCCAAAAUCUCUGGCAUUUCAACAAAUCAGGUGCCAUCGAUUCAGCUGUACCAGCAUUUCCCACUAAUUACAAAGCUUGUAAAGUGGGUUAAUUCUUUCAUCACUUUCCCAAGGAACUGUCCUCUAAAAUGAGUUGAUAAUAUUCAAUUUUAGUGAGUUCAGACACAGUUGCCCCACUUUUUCAGGCCAGUUUCAUAAUUUAAACAUCAUAAUAGUGUAAAUCAUCGUUUUCAAUACCAUGUACUUUUAAUAGGAAGUAGUCCCAAUUACAAGCACUUAAUUUUUAAAGUGUGCUUGACUGAACUCUUGCUGAUGCCCUUGUUUGUUUUUAAAGAGUAGCUAAAGGAUGUGCAGCAGCAGGAAAUUGUAGCGUCACUAUUCAAUAAAGUCAAAAGCUGCUUAAGCACAUUACCCCAAAACUUAAAUGUCUAAACACUGUUUUCAUUCUAGAGCUCUGAGCUAUGCUUAUAUAGACAGCUGGUCAAUCAUCUGUAAAGUCUGUAAUAUAAACUCUGGAAUAAAAUAUUUCAAAUAGAUUUAAACACAGAAUUUUCUAUGACUGACGCUUUAUUUUUAAAAAAAUAUUCAUUUGUAUAACAAGGUAAAUCAACCUGAUUUGAUUGUUUCCCCCACUGCCUUUAUAAAAAGCUAUCUUUAUUGUACUGGCAUAUUCUAAACACGUAAAAUUGGUUGUUCAGGUAGGAAGCAAUUCUCUGAAACAUUGUUUCAGUAGCACUGAUAGCAACUUUGUGCCAACAAACAGCAAUGUUUCACUUUUAGUAUGUUCUUCCUGAAUUAUGCAGAUGGCAAUAUUCCAAUGUUCAGAAUCUCACCCUAGUUUGUGGUGCUUCCUCUGAUGAAAAAGAAGUCCACUUCUCUGGUCAAGCAGCCCCUGCUAAUUGAUAUUCACCAGAAAUCAUCAUCAGGCUCUCCAUGAAGAGUGGCUGCAGCACUAAAGCUGGAACACAGAUAAUAAUGAAUUUUGAAACAGUCUAAUACACUUCCUUCUUAGGAUUCUCAUCUACCCUUCCCUCACACAGCAUACACAUCAAAUCAUAAGUCGCCCAAUCAUCUAGAGGAGGUUUUUUUAGGGGAGGGAUAAUUUGAACACUUAUAGGAAUGUGGUGAAAUCUGCUUCCCCAACAUCUGCUAUCACAAACAAUCUAUAAAUAGAGACCUGCUCAAAUAAACUUAGAAUGCAAUCCAUUCUUUUGACAUUUGCUUUAAAACUUUAACAAAUCUUAAUUCAACUGCAAUACAGUAAAGAUUAUCAGACAAGUGUAAUUAGUAUGCAAUUAAAAGUGUUUAAUGGAAAGGAUUUGUUUUAAUGCAAAAAGGCCCCACUUGAUAAAAAAGCAAAAAUAAAUAUGAACCAUACAUGUCAAGCACUAGCAAGAUACAUACCUGUCCUCCUUUCCACUACCUGAGAGUUUCUCAGAAAGUACUUCAGCUUCUUUCUUGAAGUCCUAAUAGAGAAAAGAAAGUCAUUACUGGUUGCUUUUGUGUGGUCUCCACAUUCCACUGCUACUCAAAAAAACAGGAAUAUGAUUAGGUACUUAAAAUUACCCUAAGUGCUAUACAUAGAGUAGAAAGGACAGGUCACUGCCACGAUGCAUUAUCAUCUAACAGAUACAAUGCAAAAGGGAGAGGGAAUGAAGGCGAACACACACAUUCAUGUUCUAGCUUGUACAUGGCAAGGUGGAAUGGCUGCUGGAGUGGGGCAGUUCUAGGAGUGAAGGUGCUAAAUGGCAAUUGGUCUUCUUUUCUCUCUGCUUUCAACCAAUUGAAACAGCCACUGAUAGAGACACAAUCUUAUUGAUUGCAAUGGGGUUUUUUGGUCUUUAUUUCAAAAAUAGCAUGCUUAUGUCUGAACAGCUUUGUAAUGGAAUUUGUUAUCCGAAAUUUUAGUUUGGCAUAUUUCACGUGUCCUGUUAUUGGUUUUCUACCAUAGUAUGACCUUUUCCAGACAAAAUUUUGUGGUCCCCAUAGGUCUGUGGGUAAUCUUAAACCUGUAUGUUUAAACUGUUUAAAACCAGAAUGUACACACUUAAGUAUUUGCCCACUAUUUUUUCUAGUAUCAUUGCCAAAUUCAAAUGAUCUUGUAUUUGUCAAAAGUGAUCAGUGAAUAAAAGAUUAAGAAAGUA